This is a messenger RNA of Melanotaenia boesemani (Boeseman's rainbowfish), 1139 nucleotides long. RefSeq names its product migration and invasion enhancer 1-like. NCBI's taxonomy places the organism in Eukaryota, Metazoa, Chordata, Actinopteri, Atheriniformes, Melanotaeniidae. The transcript has 4 exons. The record is from RefSeq and is a predicted model, not a curated record. Gene Ontology annotation, biological process: negative regulation of apoptotic process; positive regulation of filopodium assembly.
CGUUAUCUAAUCUCCGCCCCUUUCCGCUCUGUGUUGUGCAAGCUUGUUGCAGAAGCAAACUGAGUGCUACACGGAACACAGGCGUUGCAGGUUGAGACGCAACAAUGGGGGUGACAGUUAAAGUCGAAUACUGUGGUGGAUGAGGAUACGAACCCCGCUAUCGGGAGCUCGCUCACGCUGUAAAGAACGAGUUUCCCGAGGCGGCUGUGUCAGGUUUCGUGGGAAGAACAGGAAGCUUUGAGAUUGAAAUCAAUGGGCAGCUGGUCUUUUCCAAGCUUGAAACUAGUGGCUUCCCAUAUGAGGAUGAUAUCUUGGAUGCAGUACAGAAGGCUAAUGAUGGGAAACCUGUGCAGAAGAUCACCAAAAGUCGCCCACCUUGUGUCAUCAUGUAAACUACUUCCCUCUGCCCUGCUUCAACAUCAGUAGCAAUAGGAAGGGCAAGUAUACCAGCUGGGAUGAAGCACCAUGAUGCUGCUCUGCCUUCUGUCUCCUCUCUCUGUUUCUAGUGGGUACUUCAGGCUGUUAAUGAUUACUGUACCUGAAAAUAAAAUGUUAUGGUAUGAUGAAUAUAUUCCUGGACUUCCUAGCACUAUAGGAGCAGAGACAAGGAGAAGUUAUGGCAGAAAGAGUAAAAGGAGCCCGCUUCAAAUUUCCUGUAACCUCUUUGCCUGGCAUUCUACAACUGCCUACAUGUCUUUUUAUUUGUAUGUUUUUUUUCAAAAGUUUUGUUUUUUUUUGGUUAAAUAUUCAGUGAACCAUUUUUAAUGACUGCAAAAAAGAGCAGUGUUUCAUACAAUUUCUUAGAAAGGGAAAUAAAUUACGUCACCAUGCCACUAAAUGCUCAAUAAUUAAAUGAAUUUAACUGAAAUCUGGCAACUCUGUGUACAGGGUUCAUAUGUUUACAACAAUAUUAAAAAUGCACGCAGCAACAUGAGCUCUGCCAAGUAUUUAAAUUUGAAUCCAUUGUUUUUCCAUCACUUUUGGGUUGCAAGAAUUACUGCCAUUCAUACCGGACCAUCACUCACUGGUCUAUCCUACCCACAGUGAAAUGACGUUGGCUUAUUUUCAACAAGGCAUUUUAAUUUGUAUUUUCAGAUGUCAAAAGUAAAAUUUGAAUAAAGGCAAUGAUUGUUAAAGUA